Osmia lignaria (orchard mason bee) is the source of this 2165-nucleotide messenger RNA. RefSeq names its product U3 small nucleolar ribonucleoprotein IMP3. Gene Ontology annotation, molecular function: snoRNA binding; rRNA binding. Gene Ontology annotation, biological process: ribosomal small subunit biogenesis; rRNA processing. The record is from RefSeq and is a predicted model, not a curated record. Gene Ontology annotation, cellular component: small-subunit processome; Mpp10 complex. NCBI's taxonomy places the organism in Eukaryota, Metazoa, Arthropoda, Insecta, Hymenoptera, Megachilidae.
UUAAUAAUCAUGGUACGAAAAUUAAAAUAUCAUGAACAGAAAUUACUUAAGAAGGUUGAUUUUAUAUCGUGGGAAGCCGAUAAUAAUUUACACGAAAUAAAAAUUCUAAGAAAAUAUCGGAUACAGAAAAGAGAAGACUACACCAAGUACAACAAGCUAGCACGUGAAAUUCGUGAACUCGGUAAGAAAAUUAAAGAACUUGAUGCAGAUCUUCCAUUUCGAAUAGAACAAAGCGCACUGUUAUUAGAAAAAUUGUACAUGAUGGGACUUAUACCAACAAAAUGGGAUUUGUCAUUGACACAAAAUGUUAAUGCAAGUUCAUUUUGUCGAAGGCGAUUGCCAGUUGUUAUGGUACGCAAUAAAAUGAGUCAAAAUAUUAAAAUGGCUACACAAUUUGUAGAGCAAGGCCAUGUUAGAGUUGGAACAGAAGUUAUAAAAGAUCCUGCAUUUUUAGUAACAAGAAAUUUAGAGGAUUUUGUUACAUGGGUAAAUGCAUCUGCUAUUAAGAAACAUAUAUUAGAAUAUAAUGAUGCUAGAGAUGAUUUCGAUGUGGCUUGAUUCUUAAGCACUGUAUUGCUGAACUCUGGCUAAAUUUAGAGUUAACACUAGGUUUAUUGUAAUGAUAUUUACAAAUUCAAUCAAUUAUUAAUGCUUGUUAUUAUCAUUAUUAGUAGCUUUCUGCCUUUUUAACAAAUUGUUUCUUAUGAAUUUCUUGAAGUAUAAUUUCACGCAUUACAUCAAUGCAAUUACUGAAAAAGACACAUUCAAAUACAAUUUAAAAAUAAAAUUUGGAUAUCUUUGAAUACAUACCUAAGAUACAAUAUUGAUUUAGUAAUCUUCAGUAUUUUUCUAUGAUAUUCUGAAACAUUUUUAAUAGUGCAAUUCAUUUUCUUUUGAGAUCUGUUAUUUAAAUUAUUAAGUUUUGUUAAUGCCAUUCCAUGUUCCGCGGCAUCAGAUACAACUUUUCUUUUUUGGUCAAAAUUGUUUAUUUCCUCAGUUAUUGUACUAAGAUUUUCUAUUGUUAGUUCAUCGAUUGUUUCGUCUAAAAUAGACGGUACACCCACGCUAUGUGUGGAUUGCAAAACAAACUUACAAGAGGAACAAAAACUUGACCAUUCUUCAUCAGUAUCAUCAUCUUUUAUCAUACUAAAAGAAUUCUCCAUUUUGAAUGAAAAACAAUGUAAAGAUACUGGAAGUUCAAAAUAUACAUAUAUACAUUAUAUUACACAUUGUAUGAACAGUAUAAAAUAAUGAAAUUAUUUUUAUAAAACUUAUUUUCAAUUUCUUCUAUGACAUUUAAAAUAAUAACACGAAUUCAAUGUUUUUUCAAAAAAAUGAAAUUUCAUUUAUUAAAAACCAUGUUGACCUCGUUAUGACGUACAAACUGAAAAUACUAAUGAGUUUACAAUUUAAUUAAUCAUUUAAGUUUUUCAAUUAAAGUUCCAGUAUGUCAUUUAACUUUCAAUUUCCUUUUAGGACGACCGAUGAACGUAAUGCAAAAAUGAUGGUGUAUUUAUUCAGUGAAAAGCGUUACACUUUAAUAUAUCUCUGAUAUGGUUCCUAUUUCAUAAUUUAACAUUGUUAUAAAUGAUAUAAAUUUUUUAACGAAAAUAAUAGUAUGUGUAAACUAGAAAAACAUAAGAAUUUAUAAGAUUCAAAAAUAAUAACUCACACUUUUGAUUAUUUGAAAAUAUUAUAAAAUCUAAAAUCACUUGUUUGUGGAAAACCACUCAUUCAUAUACCUACAAUGAAUAAUUAAUAUUCAAUAUGAUACACAUGUUACAUGUUAUUAGUUUUACAUUAAAAUCGGCAGUCAUUGCUGGUCUCUAUGACACUAUUACCACAUUUAUAUAUUCAUGUUACAUCACAAAAAAUAAUAUUUAUUAUCUUAAAAAUAAUACACUUAUUCGUGAAAAGAGAAAUUCAGUAAUUUUCAAAUCUAUAUUUCAACUAUUUUCAAAAUAUUUGUCUGCAAAAAUGAUGUUAUCCUUAAUAAAUUAUGAAUAUAUCUUUUCGUGACGUAACUAUGAAAAUGAAUGGGUUUUGUGUCAGCUCAGGUCCCCAAGUAUCCUCCUUUCCUUCAACUAUUUACAAAAUUUCUCAUUGAAAUUUUCUCAAAAGUACUGCAGUACAAUAUGUUCACAUUAUACUGAUUUUCACCAAUA